AUGACCACUACGACCGACGAAUCCGAAGACCCUCAGUUGGCAGCCUGCGACAUUGGGCCACGGAGGAUGAGAGAAUCCCUGGCCGUUUUGAGUCUUCUCCAUGACUUUCCGGCGCUUCAACGCUUCGCGGAAAGAUGGGGGCAAUUUCAUCGAUAUUUGACAAUGAUCGAUUUCUUUGUGGGGGACUGCAUUAGAUCUGUCAAGUUAGAUCUGGUGGACGACGGUUCAUUGACGUCGGAGACAGCCAUGAGAGCGGCAGCCGAGAGGCUAUUCCGAAAUACCUGCAAGAGAAUCUCAAUCUCCAAGGCCGUGCGAAUGGUCGAUUUCAUCAAGUUCUUCACUGGUGCAUCAUUACGAUGGGAAGCUCUCGCAGUCUUCUUCCUUGCCUGUGGACUUUGCUGUAGCUCUCUCCGCUCCAGAGAUGACCCGAUAUUCGAUUCUUUUGGCCAUCGACAACAAGACAAACAGGCCCUCAUGGAAAGGAUUCUCCAGGCCAGUCGUGCUUGUGUCUCUUACUGCGAGGAUGCUGGUGAGCUCAGCGAUCUAGGGAUGUGGGUUCUUCAUGAGAACACCAUAUUCAUUAGCCAGGUCCUCGGAGAUAACCACUACCUUGUCUGGAGGCAGUGCCAUGACGCAUCAGCCCAUAUCAUCGAACGAGGUUUACACAUGGAAAACAGGAGCGUGUUGCGGCAGCAGCCGUUUUGGCUCAUUGAGAUGCGUCGGAGGGCCCUCGCUUGUGCCUUUUCAACCGACAAGCUCCUGUGUACCUUUGUUGGGCGCCCUCCUCGUCUGAGCCAGAGAUAUUGCCUGAUACACGUUCCACUUGAUCUGGAACUGUCAGAAUUGUGUCUUGAGGGCACAAAACUCCAAGAAGCUCUAUCCAACAUUGAUGAGGAUGGCUGGAACAGGAAAUAUUCAAAGAAAGCCGCGUAUCUCCGUUGCUUCGUGCUUUCAUCGCGAUUGCGAGAGGAGGUCCUUGAACUCUCACUCGGCCCUCCACAGGAUCAUCUGCUCGAGAAGGCAAUGGACAUAAUCCGCCGCAACAGGGAGCUGCUUAGCUCUUUUCCCGAACGCAUCCGCUACAACACCGACAUGUGGAACCAUGCGGAUCCUGCCCGAGCCUUCAUGGCCGCGCAAGCCUACCUCGACGUCCUAUACAACGAGUUCAUGCUUCGACGUACCCUAUACCGACGUCUCGGAGAAAGUCGGUCUGAGCUCUUAAAGCUCUCGCACAGAAUCCUCUCGGUCAUUCUCCAGGUCAGCAAUAUCCGAGGUUGUCACACUUCAAAUGCCGAUUACAUUCCCUGGAUCAUGGUUUUAUACGGUCUACCCACCGCUGGGGUGCUGUCACUUGAGCUGCUUCAAGGAAGACAGGUGCGCUCGCCGUCGCUCCCCGGUGAGUUCUCGUGGACGCAAGUCAUACCAGAUCUUUGCGUCUUCAUCUCGAAUCUUAAAUGGAUGCACGUCCCUGGUGAUGGCAACUAUAAACUCUCAGAGCAAGCCCACAAAUCGCUACAGCAGAUCCUCGACAAAGUCUUAUCGGACUACAUCGUGUCUCCAGUCCAGCACGAUCCGAUUCUGACAUCACCCCAUCAGCCGACUCGUGGUUUGGAAGAUCCUGCAGACGGCUUUUCUUGGUACGAAAGCACGGAGUUUGAUAUCGACUUCUGGAUAAACCUCCCCGACAACCUACAGCUAUCCUGA
Rhinocladiella mackenziei CBS 650.93 is the source of this 1704-nucleotide messenger RNA. RefSeq lists its product as uncharacterized. Bases 1 to 1704 code for a protein of 567 amino acids. The record is from RefSeq and is a predicted model, not a curated record. NCBI's taxonomy places the organism in Eukaryota, Fungi, Ascomycota, Eurotiomycetes, Chaetothyriales, Herpotrichiellaceae. The transcript is spliced from 2 exons. Gene Ontology annotation, biological process: DNA-templated transcription. Gene Ontology annotation, molecular function: DNA binding; zinc ion binding. Gene Ontology annotation, cellular component: nucleus.